GGCCUCGCCGUUCGUUUGGUGGUCCCUGCGCCGCGGGGAGCGAAAAAACGACAUGUGCGAGGCUAGGGUAUGAAAACAGUAGUCGCCCGAAUGCAGACGCCGCGUCGUCGAAACGCGCUUUUACAAAGACGUCAAACGAAAGGAAAUUUGCUACCGAAGAAGUGCAACUGACGUCAAAAUACUGGAAUGGGCCAGAAAGCCAGGAAGACCUCACGAAAUUCAAAACUGUGGCAUCAACAGAACACCAAGGCCUGUCACAAUAUGACAGCUGUCAAGUGUGAUGACAGUUGUGAAUUUUUUGAAAUCCACAAUGGUCUUCAUAAAGUUCAUGUCAGCAAAUGAUGAUAUCAAGAGGCAACAAUUGCUUGAAGAAGCACUCAUUCAUAAUGAACUUUACGAGUGCAAAUUGUAUUGUUGGAAGAGGCUGUUGUCGCUCAAUCUUGCACAUGUUAAUAAGGUGUUCAUGGCAGCAUGUAAAAAUUUUGAAAUUGUUACAUGUUGUUGCCACCUUGUCGUCCAACUUUUGUACGAUCUGGCUGAGAUUUUGCAGGGCUAUUUGUCAGGCGCUGUUGCUGGUGCAUCAUGGUUUACAUAUUUGCAUGUCAACAAUUUGCGUCAAAGUUUACUUCUGGUUUUAAACAGUCAAACAUUUGCGUCAAAGGAAAAGCAAAGGAAAGUGGCUUGUCAUGGCAAAGUAUUUUAAGCAUACAUAAGCUUACAAAGAAAAUACCUCCUGUUUGUACCUUCACUUCAAGAAAAAGUGUGAGUAGUACAACAAAAGUACAAC
Thrips palmi is the source of this 787-nucleotide messenger RNA. RefSeq lists its product as uncharacterized. The record is from RefSeq and is a predicted model, not a curated record. The coding region runs from base 281 to 703 and encodes 140 amino acids. The transcript is spliced from 2 exons. Lineage: Eukaryota; Metazoa; Arthropoda; Insecta; Thysanoptera; Thripidae.